Bubalus bubalis (water buffalo) is the source of this 5334-nucleotide messenger RNA. RefSeq names its product transmembrane serine protease 3 (gene TMPRSS3). The coding region runs from base 1822 to 3255 and encodes 477 amino acids. NCBI's taxonomy places the organism in Eukaryota, Metazoa, Chordata, Mammalia, Artiodactyla, Bovidae. Gene Ontology annotation, molecular function: protein binding; serine-type endopeptidase activity. The record is from RefSeq and is a predicted model, not a curated record. The transcript is spliced from 15 exons. Gene Ontology annotation, cellular component: membrane. Gene Ontology annotation, biological process: proteolysis.
ACACCUGUAACUCCAGCUGUCUGCAGGUGGUCCCCACAGCUUCACAGAGCCUAGGGGGUGCCCUCAGGGGAGGAUGGCCCUUCUCACGCCUCCAAACCAAGACCUCUGAAGAUAGCGGCUUGGGGAAUACCAGAUGCCAGCCCUAGGCAUGCUGAUUUCUAUUUUCUUAACAUUUAUCUUGAGCUUGAUGGAAUUGAAUUGGACUGGAGACGAUAGUUAAGAAAGAAUGAAAGUGAGCCACAUCUAUGAGCCUGUGCUUUAAAGCCUGAGAACGGCAACUUUUGAGCCCACGUGCCACAACUACUGAAGCCCAAGCCACCGCAACAAGAACCCCACACACCGCAAUGAAGAAUAACCUCCGCUCGCCACAGACCUGCGCGCAACGAAGACCCAGUACAGCCACAAAUAAAUGCAUAAAUAAAAAUGAUAUUAAAAAGAUCACCCCCAAAUCCAGCCCUGGUCUCCACCUGCACCACCAGCGCCUGGUCAUGGCUGCAGGGCCCAGGUUUUCAGUGGCCUCCUCCUGCCUCUCCACACCCACCCCUGACCCUACACACAUGGGUAGAUCCCCACCUGACCCUGCUCAGCUCCUCCAGCCUGUCCCUCACACAGAUGCCAGACCAGAGUCCUUCCAGGGGCCCAGGCCCUUACCUGCCUAUUCCCCUUUCCAGGCACAGAGGCUUCCCUGAGCUUCUCCGGCACCACUAGCUCACUCCCUCCACUGGGCCUUUGGCAUUGAUGUUCCUGUGCUUGGAGCCACCUCCCCUCUUUGCUGGGAUCUGAGACCGUUAUUGCAGUGCUUGCUCCUGGACAAACAUCUCCUCAAGCAACAAAAUACAAAGAAAGUAUAAGGGACUAAAAACAACUGCAGGCAUGCAGAAAGGUGACAAAUUCUGGACAAGAUACAAAAAAUACAAGACCUAAACAAAACCACCCAACUGCCACUUCUGAAGAGCUGGGGGCAAAAGCAGUGUACUGCCCGUGCCCCCUGCCUUCAACAUGACCCAAGGGGUGGGCAAACCACCUAAGCCACCCCUCUGGCCCGACCACUGGACCCACUCCCACCUUCAACCUGUAUAAGGAACCAGGUCAAGCCUCCUCGAGGAGCAAUCAAGGGAAACUCGUGUUUUUGCUCCUUCCUGGGGCCGCAGGAGCCCCGAUAAAGCCUUGCCUGAAUUUCUCAUCUGGCCUCUUAUCUGUUUCUGUUUAUUAAGGAGGUCAAGAAUCCUGCUCGGUAUCAAGCUCCUAAGACCCACUUCAUCACGUCAUCAAGGGCUCUGCUAAGACGUCACUUCUUCCUGGAGGCCUUCCUCCACCACCCUGUCCCACGAUUCUCUAAGCCUCUCCCAGCCUCAUCUCUUCCCAGUAUUUUCUUCACCUGAAACCACAGAGCGGCUGCAAGUCUAAACCUAGGCUCAGGCAUGCAGGGGGCUAGAAGCACCCACCAAAGCGUCUCCCUGCCCCCUGGGUGAGCUUGCUCAGCAUCGGGCAGGACCUCUCAGUUCUUUUAAAUAAAAGGGGUGCCUAUGACCCAAAGCCUCUCGGAUGAAAAGCGUCUGAAAAGGUUGCUCGCUUACUAAUUAAAGGCGAGCCACACUUUCCCCUCCUGGUCUCUGCAGUCAACCCCCAGUGGCUACCUGAUAGUCACCGCCAGGUAGGGUUACACAGAGGCCCGCGAUCUUGCCAUUUGCUGCGAUGAUUGAGUCGACAAGGCUGAGUGACUCCGUGGAAAUAUUUCCCGGUUGGACUAAGCUGUUGGCGGCCUGCUUACCAUCACGCUUGCAUUUAUAAUGAAAAAGGAAUCUAUUUCUGCUUUGAAGGAUGGCGGCUCCAGAAAUGAAGGAGGUGGAGGUGGAGGUGGAGCCCGGCCUCCGAGGUCCUGAAAUAGUUACGAUGGGGGAGAACGACCCGCCUGCUGCUGAAGCCCCCUUCUCCUUCAGAUCACUUUUCGGCCUUGACGAUUUGAAAAUAAGUCCUGCUGUACCAGAUGCCGAUGCGGUGGCUGCCCAGAUCCUGUCUCUGCUGCCAUUGAAGUUCUUUCCCAUCAUCGUCAUUGGGAUAAUUGCGUUGAUAUUAGCGCUGGCCAUCGGUUUGGGCAUCCACUUUGACUGCUCCGGGAAGUACAAGUGCCGGUCGUCUUUUAAGUGUAUUGAGCUGACAGCUCGAUGCGACGGGGUGUCAGACUGCAGAGACGGGGAGGAUGAGUACCGAUGUGUCCGUGUGAGUGGCCAGAACGCCGUGCUCCAGGUGUUCAUGGCUGCCACCUGGAGGACCGUGUGCGCCGAGGACUGGAAGAGUCACCAUGCGACUGUCGCCUGUGCCCAGCUGGGGUUUCCAAGCUACGUGAGUUCAGACACCCUCAGAGUGGAUUCGCUCGAAGAGCAGUUUCGAGAGGACUUCGUGUCCAUCAAUCACCUCUUGCCAGAUGACCAAGUGACUGAUUUGCACCACUCGGUGUACGUGAGGGAGGGAUGUACCUCAGGCCACGUGGUUACCUUGAAAUGCUCAGCCUGCGGUCUGAGGACGGGCUCCAGCCCCCGCAUCGUGGGUGGAAACACAUCCUCGCUGGCUCAGUGGCCCUGGCAGGCCAGCCUGCAGUUCCAGGGCUACCACUUGUGCGGAGGGUCGGUCAUCACCCCGCUGUGGAUUGUCACAGCUGCCCACUGUGUUUAUGAUCUCUACCUCCCCAAGUCCUGGACCAUCCAGGUGGGCCUUGUUUCCCUGCUAGACAGUCCAGCCCCCUCCCAUCUGGUGGAAAAAAUCAUCUACCACAGCAAGUACAAGCCGAAGAGAUUGGGCAAUGACAUCGCCCUCAUGAAGCUGGCCGGGCCUGUCACUUUCAAUGAGAUGACCCAACCAGUCUGUUUGCCCAACUCCGAAGAGAACUUUCCUGAUGGAAAAUUGUGCUGGACAUCAGGCUGGGGGGCCACAGAGGAUGGAGGUGAUGCCUCCCCGGUCCUCAACCAUGCGGCCGUGCCUCUCAUCUCCAACAAGGUCUGCAACCACAGGGAUGUGUACGGUGGCAUCAUCUCCCCGUCCAUGCUCUGCGCUGGCUACCUGAAAGGCGGUGUGGACAGCUGCCAGGGAGACAGCGGGGGUCCCCUGGUAUGUCAGGAGCGGAGGGUGUGGAAGCUGGUGGGAGCCACCAGCUUUGGCAUCGGCUGUGCCGAGGUGAACAAGCCCGGAGUCUACACACGCAUCACUUCCUUCCUGGACUGGAUUCACGAGCAGAUGGAGAGGGACCUGAAAACUUGACAAGUUAGAGGCAAGUUACCACCAUGAGUUCCUGCCAAGAUGGAGACAUUCCCAUCCUUCCAUGGAUUGUAACAGCAGAGCUGAAUGAAGGAGCAUCUUUUCAUUCCUCCACAUCUAGAACAAUUUUCUUCUAUCAUCUCUGACAAGCCAGAGGGGCAUCAGAAUAAAACGAUCCUGAACCUCCUUUCUGAUCUUCCCAAGAACAGAAGCAGGAAUACCUCCUAAGUGCUACCUUUUCCCACUUUUCCAUCUGGUUUCCUCCCUUGCAGAGCCCCUCAGCAAAGAUAUGCAGCCAGGACCUACAGGAGUGCUGUCAACGUAGACACAGCUGUCCACACCUUUCAUCCAGGUACCAGAACCAAACCGAUUUUUUGUACCAGGAUCUCCUUUGACACGUGGGAACUUAUAGGUGAUUAUAGUUUUGUAGUCUUUGGUCCUCGAUGUAUCAUUGUCUCUUGCUUCCGAAGGGCAUAGACUUUCAUAGCAAGUUCAUCACUCGGAAUUUAUUGAAUGAAUCUUGAUUGUUCAUGUAAGCUUGAUUCAAGAGGCUCAAUUCCUUUGAUCUGUUGGAACGGAUUUAUUGGGAAAUCAGAAUCAUCCCCUAUUACAUCAAAGUAGUCAGAGGCAGAGUAAGAAAAAAAAGGAAUACGUCAGGACCACCUAACUCCCACACAAUGUUACCGAAGGCCAACUAGACAGUUUCAUGUCAUUAAGACACUAGGGCUUCUCUACCUCUCCCUAUGGGCCUGUUAAAUCUCCUGCACAGCUGCAGGUUAGAGGCCCCUCCUGGUACCCACCCAUCCUCUGAAGUCCCCAUAAAACAUGCAUAACAGAGGAAGAUUCCUUGGUAAGUAAUCAUUGUCCAGGGGUGCUUUAUCACAAGUGACUUUGUUAGAGUAUGAAUCUGUUGCUUUGCCCUCAGGCAACAGUGGGAAAGAUGGGUGAGUUCCAAGGAGAUCAGAGAUAGGUCCAGGUGCCUGGGGAAGGGCCAGCUCCAGGGAGCCUCCUGGGCCAUGUGUUAGAGCAGGAUGGAGGAAGAUAUGGAGGGUGAGCUCAGGCAAACUGCUAGGACGCACUUCACUGCAUCAGAGUUCCUGCACAGAUCUCUCUGCAUGUCAGAAAGCGAAAAGACCGUUUUUAUUUUGAGUGCUUCUGCCCAGCUCUCUUUGAAAGCAAUGGUAGCUCACAAAAGCAUCUUGAGAAAGAGCAACAAAGCUGGAGGUAUCACUCUCUUGAUGUCAAAUACAAAGUUUCAGUCCUCAAAACAGUAUGGUACUGGCAUGAAAACGUAUACAUCAAUGGAACAGAAUGAAGUAAACCUGCGUUUAUAUGGGCAAUUAAUCUACAAAAAAGAGGCAAGAAUAUACAGUGGGGGAAUGGACAAUCUCUUUAGCUAAUGCAAAAGAAUGAAAGUGGCCUACUUUCACACCAUACACAAAAACAAGCUCAGCAGGGCUUAAAGACAUGAAUGUUGCCUGAAAGUGCAAACUGUGCAGAAGAAAAUAUGGGCAGUAGGUUCUUUGAAAUUAGUAUUAAUAUUGUUUUUUAACCUGUCUCCUCAGAAAAGCAAAAAUAAAUCUUACUAAAAAGCAUUUUGCACAGCUAAGAAAAGCAUCAGUAAAAUGAAAAGGCUGCCUACUGAAUGGGAGAAGGUAUUUGCAAAUGAUAUAACCAAUAGAAGUUUAAUAUCCAAAGUAUACAAAGAACUCCUACAACUCAAUAGCAAAAAAAUGCAAACAAUCCAAUUUAAAAAAUGGGCAGAGGAUCUGAAUAGACAUUUUUUUUCAAAGAAGACAUACCAAUGGUUGGCAAACACAUGAAAAGAUGUUCAGCAUCAAUAAUCACCAGGAAAAUGCAAAUCAAAACCACUCUUGUCAGAAGGGCUAUUAUCAAAAAGAACACAAAUAACAAAUGUCAGUGAGAAUAUGGAACCCUUGUGCACCAUUGGUAGGAAUGCAAGCUGGUGCAGCCACUAUGAAAAACAGUCUGGAGAUUCCUCAAUAAACUAAAAAUAGAGUGACUAUUUGAUCUAGCAAUUCCACUUCUGGAUAUAUGUCUGAAAAAAAAAAACACUACUCA